Amphiprion ocellaris (clown anemonefish) is the source of this 5997-nucleotide messenger RNA. Its product is annotated as MANSC domain-containing protein 4. The transcript has 3 exons. Lineage: Eukaryota; Metazoa; Chordata; Actinopteri; Pomacentridae. Bases 164 to 1366 code for a protein of 400 amino acids. The record is from RefSeq and is a predicted model, not a curated record.
UCUCCACCUCCUCCAGAUGCGUAACUGUGACACUCCUGGAGACGGACUGGCACCAGUAAAACCAGACCACUGGCUCCCGUCAGCUCCAAGCAACCAGCCUCCCAAAUAUGUCUUUGCCUCGUCCGGAUUGUGAUCUAACAUGGUGUGAUUCAGAUUACGCGCAAUGAAUGUCGCAUGGGGUUCGCUGACGCUGGUUCUGAGUCUGGUGAGCCACACAGAGUCCAGGUGCUCACCGACCUCCUAUUAUAAGAACUGCUGGAUCCGACGGUUCCCGGGGAUUUUCAUCGACAUCGAGGAGUCUCAGAGGAGAGGAGCUCAGCUUUUAAAGUUUUACCAGGAGGAGACGGCGCUGAAAUGCAGCCGCACCUGCUGCCUGACCAGAAACUUUUCCUGUAAUCUGGCCAUAUUUCACUACGAUACCACUCAAGAAAACGUGAACUGCUUCCACCUGCACUGUCCAACCCUGGAGAGCUGCAUUCUGAGUCACAGAGGCAACGUUGUUCUCUACAACAUCACAAAGGGUGUGGAUCCUGAUCUGUUGGUGUUCGGAAAAUACUUCACCUCUAAUGUCCGUGUGCUGCCCCACCACUACAGCCGAGUCAACGCCUCAGAGCCGCUGCCUUCAGACAAGCGCCAGUUCAUUCACCCUCCUCCACCCGUUGCCCUGCCCCUGACUUCUGCACCCUCAGUUAAACCUCCCACUACAGCCAGCGAGGUCCACACCACCACUGCAGCGCCGCAAGAAUCCAGUCAGCUUGCUACAGUUCCAACAACCGCCUUGUCUUCUACUGAAAAAACUCCACCAGCUUCAGGAAACUAUGUACAAACAACAGCCCCAGCCACCUCCACCACUCCUCUUGCACCUAGCUUUACUACGCCUCUUUCAUCCACCCCAGUUACCACCCUUGGCCAGUACAACUCUGAAACCCUUCCUGCUUUUUCUACAAUGACUGCACAACCCUCCAAACGUGCCUCUACCCAUCAUCCCACCACCACCAGCUUCUCUCAGUUAGCCCCCAGCCCUCCGCCUUCUACAACUCUUAUGGGCAACAUGGAAAGCAGCAAGCAGCAUCCCAAUGAGACCAAGGGCAGCCUGGGGAGGAACCACACUGCAGGCAGUGAUGGAGGCCAGGAAGGCGAGGAACCCCUACCAGGGUUGGGACCUGGGUGGCAUGUGGCUGCUCACACCUUGCUGGUUGCAGUGGCUAUCUGUAUCUCAGUGCUGCUGAGCUGCUGCUGCUCUGUUCUGCUGGUGGUGAGCUGGAGGGGUCAGAGGAAGAGGAUGGGACGCUACCGGACAUCAUGGAGAGGGAAGAGAGGCUCCAUGCGUCUGAUUAAGUAUGCACUGGUCAAAGAGAACUCCUGAAGGUGAAAACAAGAUCAAAAUGAAGAUGGAACUGACAUUUUUCUUGUCUUUCACAGUAUUUAAUGAAAGAAUCCCAGAUUAAGGGACAACGGACAUGAAUAGAAUUUGUAUGAUUAUAUUUUUGUAAAUUUUCACACACUGCAUCAUUUUAGCAGCAAAUAUGUUGCUUUCUAUUGCUUCUUUGUCAGUAAAUGGGGAUGGAAAAAAGUAGUUAGCAAGCAGAAACACUAGUAAAGCUAAGAGGGGAGCACCAAAAACACAAGCGCUCCAAUUUUUUGUCAAGAAAGUCAACAGAUGUCUUUUUGUCCGGCCUACAUUUUGAUGCACCUCAGUGACUUUAAACUGUUGUUGAUGCCAAACCUCAAAGACAUUAGCCACUUUUCAACUCUGGUCUUAAGUGCGACUUCGUGGGCACUUCCAAGCAAUUAACGGCUACAAUUCAAGAGUGGUUCAGAUCAUCCGUAUGCUGACAGACUGUAGAUUUGCCUCGUGGCUCUCAGUGUUUUGACCUUCCUGCCAUCCAGCUCUCGGUGUACUGGGUUGCUCCUGACCUAAAAGCGCACACACCAAAACUCUUUAAAGAAGACUGAAGUACUUUUCAACAGCCUGCUGCUCAAAGUAUCCUUUCACUGGGGAGCUGCUCCUCGACCUGAUAGUGACGAGAGUGGGAUGGGAGCCGAAGCUGGGCUGGGAAGAGACUGAAUGGGGCUUUUAUUUCAUUAAAGCUUUAACCAUCACGCACACAAACUCCAUACAGCUUCCUGACUUCAAAGACAACGCGCAUUAACAACAGCAUACUUUACACUUUUAUUUGAUGUCAACGCCUGCAUCCUUCACCUCAUAACAGUACAUUAUUUUGGAAUAUAAAUAUUACUAACUACAGUCUUGGCGUUGUGAUAUCCUGACGCAAAACGAAACAAUGAAUAUCUAAAGUAACUCCUGUUUGUGUUACUGGUUCAAUGUUGGAGUCCAAAAUGAUAUCUGAGGCUGCAAGUGUAGGUCCAUGUUGCUCUUGGUCACUGUCUUUGUGUAAAUACAUUUCUAUGUUCAGUGGUAUUAGAGGUUGAACACUUUCUUGACCGCCUCCUUAUACUGCAGCACGCUGCUCUCGUUAUCUCCUUCAUUCUUCAGCCUCGUGACUGAGUCCUUAUACUCCUGCACCUCACUUCUAGCCAGCAGCUGUUCUUGCACUUCUUCGCCUUCUCCCUCUCCGGCCACUUUCAUGCGUAGCAACAUAUCCAUGAUAUUCUUCUGGGACGGGCUGCCCUCCCAGCUAUACUCCUCCAUGUCUGCCACAGUCUUCUCGGCCUCCCAGGCCUCGGUUUUCUGGAGAAUGAGAGAAACAGAACAUUUGCCACCCUUAUGUGCAGGUGGAAAAUUUACCCCACCUAACUGAGAAAGUAGUAGCGACUAUGCUGAAGUAACUCAGGCAGAAUUUUGUCUGCAGGAUAGCAACAAAAAUAUAGGUUCAAAUAAUUUUCAGUUAUGUUGAAUAUGGGAGGCUGUUAUUCACCCGACACCCUUUCUUUGAUGCCCCUCUCACAGAGAUAGUAUUUCUCCAUAUGUAGUUCUCCGUCCGCCGCCUGUCUAGCUGUCAUCACAUUCACUGGAGAACAAUACAUCCCAUUGAGCAGCAGCUUAAAGCAGGGCAGCGACGGAGCCUCAGUUCUGCUGCUGUCCAGGUGUUUGAGGUUAAUGACCAUCAUUACCGCUAUACAUAUCUGAUCCGCAUAACAUCCUGUCUGGAUCCAGUCCAGGUCCUAUAGUGAAGAGCACCAGAUACUUGAGAGUAGAUCAGUAGCUUCCUUUGAAAUGAUGAUCUACUGAAUUGAGAGCAGUAGUAGUUUUAGAUCAUGUUUUGCAGUGUGCCUCACUAAAACAAAAGACACAAUGAGGCUGUCACAUUUUAUCUGAAGGAUUAAAUUUAGUCGGGCAAGUUGAGUGUUUAGUACGACAUACAACAUGAAAUAAUGCCAAGUGUUGACAGUAGUGUCAUGAUGUCUAUUGUUGCAUCCAUAACUAAGCAGUCUGGUCAACAGAACUUGGCAGUAAACAAGUAGCCACCUGUUUGACAGAUGGAGUUCAUCUACUUUCCAAAUAACAUAUUUUUUUUGUGAAAGGACAGGUGCUAGGCACAAAGGCAGAAAGAGAGCCUGUUCGCGGUAAAUGCCUCUCCAUGUUGGAGGCAGCCUUGAGCAGUCAGCACAGACGCUGGCCUGGAUUAGCACCCACUGGAAUUAGCAGGCCAGGUCCGUCUCCCCGAGUAGAGAGAUAAAAUCACCUCAGUGGCUGCUAACAAUUGGCCUCUUUGUGGGCUACCGUUACAACCUGAUCACUACGCCACUCUCACAGCUUCCACAGGCCUGCUGGACAAGCACUGUGCCUUCCAUUGUGUGUCCAAAAGGGCAAUGGACAGUGUUGUGCUUCCUGGCUCGAACACCUUUCCCGACCGAGAGAUUUUUUUUUUCAGUGUGACUAAGCCAUGACGGGAAAAGCUCCUAAAGACAGAGGUUACACAAUAGGGGGAGUUGUUUUCUUUUAUGUGGCUGGCUGCAAAUUUAUGCGAACAGUGCCUGGGCUAAUGACCUGGUGGCAGACUUCUCUGAUGUGGCAUGGUUGGCUUAAUGUGAAUGAGUAUCAGGGUCAACACCUGAUAGGGGAGUCUGUUUUCCCCUCAUCUGUAGGGAAAUGUCAACUGGACAAUGCUGCUGUUUGCCAUCCUUCUGCCCAUUCAACUCUGAUACCUCCCUAAUGGGCUUAGUCGCUCAGAUCGCCGAGCAAGAUGGACACGAAUUCCCCUGGUGAGAGGUACUGUGCCAUGCUGCUAAUUAUAUGUAAAUGUCACCAAUGAGGGCGGAAUACAAAUCUACAAUCUAUUUUGUACUAUAAUAUUCUACUAGUAUAAAAUUUCACUCAAAAUAUGAUUAUAAAAUUCUAAUAUACACCAUUGCGGCAAAAUCAGUGUCUUUGCAAUGACACCUCUUCUUAAGUUAUGACUUUAAUUAUCUGUAAUGAGCAUCAUUCACCACCCAGAUAAACAGAUAUGUACAAAAUAAAAGGAAGAAUAACUUAAUUAGAAAACAAUUAAAAGCUGUAAAUAUUAUAUGAAAUUGGCCAAUUACAUUAAAUAAUUAAGCUCCGAAUGCAUUAUUUUGACUCAUACUCUUCAUAGAACUUUCAUGGUUUAGCUAAUAUCUUUGCUUACAGUAGCUUUACGCUGAUAGGCAAGUGAACUACAAGUCAAGUAAGAAUCCUGCAGUUAACGCUGUGUGAUUGUGAUACUUUUUUUUAAUGUUGCAAAGUGCGGUGAGAUGCAGUGAGUGCAUGAGAUAAGGCAUCACGAUGCAUCUGAGCUAAGCCUUCUCAAAAGGGUAAAGACGCUGAAGGUGACAGUGGGUCAUAGCAGGCACAAGUAAUGCCAGAGAGCAGGUGGCCUUUAGAUGAAUGGAUGCUUGUUGAAAGAAGACAAAAGGUCAGACAACAAAAAGAGAGAGCUAAGUGGAGGAAGAAAAGGCACAAGUAUCCCAGAUAGCAGCAGGUAUCGUUGGUUAGGAGUAAAGACUUUCUUAUCCAGUCACUCAGGUUGAUGUAUAAAAAAACAAAAACUAGUUUAGUGGACACAGAGGAGUGGAAAAAAAUUGUUCAACUUACCCAAGACUCGUGGUAGAGAACAGUUAGCAAGUACUGGGCAUAGUCAUAGUUCUGCUGUCUCAGUGGGCAGCUGGGAAAGAGAAGGAGUAAAUCCAAAAGUGAAGAGACUUACAGGAAUUUGUUUAAUCUUCUUUCCACCACGUGCUUUCAGGAAGCAGUGUUUACCUGUCAGUCGUGAUGGUGAGGACGUCAGUGUCUUUGCAGUAUCUCUCCCCGACAAGUUUGAGCAUUUUCUUGCGUGCAUGGUCGUCCAGGUUCAAAAUGGACAGCUUUACCUAGAAGGGCAAUCGCACGAUUCAAUCAUCGUAAGACAAACUAAUCGAAUAGUUUAUGUGACCCACAUAAAGCUUAAUGAUGCACAGAGAAAUAAACAAAACGGAUCAGGCCAGAUGUGGCGUCAUUACGUGUCAUAUCUCCAGCCAAUAUAUCUCUCUAUAGGUUUGGGAAUAAAAACACAAUCUAAACAAGAACGUUGUUUGUUUUUUAACACUGGCAGAGGCUUUGACUGGGUUGAUUUAAACACUAGACUUUCUACAGAUAAAAUCACAGCGUUCAUACUGUGGUCCAGAAUCACCUCUAAGCUCUUUGCAGAGAUGACUGAUGGAAAACAGAGAUUAUUCCUUGAUGUCAUAGCUUUAUGGCUCUCACUUGCAUUAUUUUUGACAACACGUUGAAAAUGUAUUGGAAGGUAACACGAGAUACACGUGUCAUUUAUCCUGUGUGCUACACUGAUGUCUAAGGUCAGCAUGUAUCGGAUGUACAAAUGUGCACAGAGACGGCAAAGUGGUUGAGUCUGCUGUCUCUGGAAGCACGUGUCCAGUCUGAAUCAAAAUCUGCAUCAGAUUUAGUUUCAAGGAUAUUCCCGUCUCUCUCUAAACAAAAAAAAUAACUAAAGGCAAACCUCCUGCGUAUGUUCAUCAUUUGAAGAUUGAUUCAUUUUUUCAAACUAAAAAUAAAGGGCUUAGUCCACUUGUUCUGGA